Saccostrea echinata is the source of this 2720-nucleotide messenger RNA. RefSeq names its product D-glucuronyl C5-epimerase-like. The transcript is spliced from 7 exons. The coding region runs from base 219 to 2000 and encodes 593 amino acids. Gene Ontology annotation, molecular function: heparosan-N-sulfate-glucuronate 5-epimerase activity. The record is from RefSeq and is a predicted model, not a curated record. Gene Ontology annotation, cellular component: Golgi apparatus. NCBI's taxonomy places the organism in Eukaryota, Metazoa, Mollusca, Bivalvia, Ostreida, Ostreidae. Gene Ontology annotation, biological process: heparan sulfate proteoglycan biosynthetic process.
GAUUUUCAGAUUAAUUUUCAGGUUAAUUUAUGUGUGAUAUUGGUGAAGCAGUUGUUUUAUUCAGUGGAAUGGAUAUUUAAAGUAUUUAAAGCUCUCUCAAAUCCUCCACAUGUAGGUGAGCGCAAGAAUGAUGAAUGAAGACUUGUCGUCCUCUCAUUGCUUUAGAUAGCCACUGAUUCUAGCUUUGAUGUCACUAUUUGUCAGGUUUUAUUCUACACAUGUACCGUACGAACCUGAAGGUUCUUAUACUAUGUGUGGGUAUCUUCCCUCUUCUUCUUACAGUAUACAACAUUGGAAGAUGUGAUAUUACUAGGGAAGACGAUAGCAUUUACAGGAAAGAAGUGUCGUCACAAAUCGUCAAUGAGUUUGAAGCUUCUGUGGGGUUUCAGCCCAGGGUAGCCCAGGCCUACAAUCACGUGGAAAGGAACAAGCCAAUCAAAUAUGAAGAACUUGAGUGUGUCAUCAAUGGAGACUACUCCAUAAUGGGAAGAAAAGAGGGGAAAGAUGUUUACAUGCCGUUUUCCUUCAUUCAGAAAUAUUUUGAGGUUUACGGCUCGAUUGAAACCUCAGAUGGAUACGAGAGGUUUUCAUUCCAUCACAGCUACCAAGACGAUUUUCCCUCUGGUCCUCAACUUAAGUACAACCCCAGUGGUGUUUUCAUGUCGUUUGAUCAAUAUAGCGUAGAAGACAGAAAUAGGGUCAAAUGUGUCUCUGGCGUGGAAGGUGUUCCUAUAUCAACACAAUGGGAGCGGAAAGGUCACUAUUACCCCAUACAGAUAGCACAGUACGGUUUAAGUCACUAUAGCAAAUACCUAACACAAUCAAGACCGAAAAUAAAAGUUUUAGAGGAUGGAGAACAAACUGAUAUAUCAGACUGGUUGCUUCCUGAUCGCAAAUCUGAGAUCCGCAGCAGGAUGGACGACAGAACUUCGGUGGAUAAUGGUGUAGUGGAAUUCAGGACAUCAACAAACUUGAAAAAUCCCGGAAUCAGUAUUUCCACAGAAAAAGAAAGGAUGUCGACAUUAUCAAUGGAUAUUAUGUUUAUAAAUAAUGGAAGUGUGACAGUAUUAAUUCAGACAGGAGAUGGAAAUUUGUUCAAUAUUCAUUACGUGCUUAGUGAUAGCAUAAUUAAAAUAAACGGCAAAGACAUUUAUUAUGGAAUUGGGUUGCAUAAAAAAGGAAAAUGGAUUCACUUAACGAGACAAGUAAUGGUAGAUUUUCAAAAAGGAUUAACAUUACAAUAUUCGAAAAAUCGAAGUAGCAAAAUAAAAAAUGCAGCCCACAUUGCAGCUAUUUGUGUUCGUGGUCAUGGCAUAAUGGACAAUGUGACCCUUCAUAGUCAUGCACACAAGGAUUUGUUUUUUGAUGCUGCAAAUUAUUUUGUACGGCAUCAAGAUUCCAAGGGUGGCUGGCCAGUAAAAGUGACACGUAAACUGAUUCCAGAAGUCAUGGAAUUAGAGCCAGGGUGGUAUUCUGCAAUGGGUCAAGGACAGGCAAUUUCUCUUCUUGUACGUGCAUAUGUGGCCUCCAAAGAUCGGACUUACUUAGAUGCAGCGGGUAGAGCGCUGGAUAUUUUUGAAAUUCCAAGUUCUCAAGGUGGCGUUUUAGCAAAAUUUUUAAACAAAUUUUAUUGGUAUGAAGAAUACCCUACUACUCCUAGUAGUUUUGUGCUCAAUGGAUUUAUCUACUCUUUACUCGGUCUAUAUGACCUUAAAGAAAUAGCAGUCGGUAGGAUUAAAGAAAAAGCAGCUGAGUUGUUUGAAAAUGGGAUGAGGACGUUGAAAGCAAUGCUUCUCAUAUUUGAUUCUGGUACAGGGACGUUUUAUGACCUUCGACAUAUCACUACAGGUCUUGCACCAAAUCGUGCUAGAUGGGAUUAUCAUAAAGUUCAUAUCAAACAGUUAUACAUACUGAUUGAAUUAGACAAUGAUCCACUUUUUCAAAACACUCUUGAACGAUGGAAAGGGUACAUGAAAGGGAAACUUGCCCCUCACAAUUAGAAACUGAAAGAUCAAUAUACAUGUUACUUUUUUGUUGUUGGAAAUUUUAAUUUCAACCUGAACUUAACUGCACUUUUAUUGUUCAUACACCGAAACUUUCUAUUAUUAUUUACUGAAUAAUUAAUGACAAUUUAGCAAUAUAAGUAAGAAAGUUAAUAAAAAUAGAAUUGAAUCCGGUUUUUUUUUAAAAGAAUUUCUGUUUUGUUAUUCAUAUCUGGCCUAAACUUGUUCAAAUUGACAAUAUGUAAAGAUCCAUUUUGCAAUUUGAAGACUGAUCGUCCUCUCAUUGCAUGGGAGGCUGUCAUUUUUUUUUUUAUCGAGAUCUGUUUUUAGCAAUAUCGACAACUUCUGAUUUAAUUUUGCAGGAAAUGAUGAACAUUUCAAACAGUUUCAAUAUUUUAGUUUGCAUCAAACCCUGCCAGCAUUAUGAAGGUUAUUUUUAUGGUGCUUUGUUUUGAUAUUUUUGUACAUAAUAUAAAGUAAAUUUUCAAUGAGAGUUGGCGUAGUUAAAACUUUUCUUACAUGUUACAUUCCAUAUUUGUGCGUUAUUCUUAUGCUGUUAAAUAUGAGUUUCACGAGAACUAAUGCAACGUAUCUGUUAUGAAAGUGUCAGCAAAAUGUUUUCGUGUAAGACGAUAUUUUUCCUGUUUUUUAAUUCUAUUGCAAUACUUUGUCUCCCUGUGGUUUAUGUUAUUACAAAUAAAACAAUGAAACCUUUAA